UAUCAGGUUCAUUGAGGUGGGAAGACCCACCUUGAUGGUGGGCAGCACCAGUCAAUGAGCUGGAGUCCUGGAUUGACUUAAGAGAGUCCAGCACCAACAUUCUGCUUCCUGGAUGUGGAGACAAUGGGACAGCUGCCUCAAGCUCUUGCCACCAUGCCAUCCCCACCAUGAGGGACGGUGUCCUCUCCAACUGUGAGCCAGCAUGGACCCUUUCUCCCAUAGGCUGUUUUUGCCCGGUGCUUUGUUUCCACGAUGAGACAAACAGUUGGCACAGAGGGAAAGUAGAAGGGGUUCAAAUGCCAACGCGGACGAAGACGACCCAGCUAUCAAUCUGAUUUGCUUUAGUGGAGAACUUCCAAGAGACAGACAGCACUGAGAAUGUGAGACAGACAUGACAUCAGAAUUUGAGUGGAGAAUUCCUGUUUUGAAUGUGCCUCUCGGAGUUCAUAUAUUGGAAACAUCAUCCUCAUGUUCACGUUAACACAGGAAUCAUCAGAGAAUCCUCCCUGCCAAACACCAGUGGCCCAUUCUGAGGCAAGAGAUUAAGGCUUACUUGGUGUUUAUAGGGAUGGACCUUGGUUUGAAGACCACCCACUGAAGUCCAUGUUCUUGUGUCCCAGGGCAAAGGACUGCAUCAGGAAUACAUGUGUAAAAACAGAACUAGAGGCAAUUAGUUAAGAAAAGGAAAGCACUCAUGAUAAUGUGAGUGGGCUAGUGAGCUGGGUAGAAGGCAUGCCAUCAAAAAGCACUGGGUUAUGGGGCUUGCUACCUUUUAGGUCAUUUCUACAGCACUCUCUCGUUUCCAUGGCAUGAGCUUUUCUCAAGCGUGUUACAUGUAGCUCUAAUGAGGAAGCGUUUUCCGUCUUUCUCUCCCUGGUAUAUUUGAGGUGACAGGCUGGUCAGGCAAUGCCUCUCCUGACAGUUGCUGUAGAGCAUUUGGCAAGCCCGCUACUGAGAGCCUGCCCAUGAGUCUAUAAACAGACUCUUCUAGUGUCCAGAUCCCAGAAUGGUAGGAGCCGUUCUCACUUGCCCAAGGAAGUUUCCAGAUCAGGUUGCCGGACUCCAGAAUACCAGUGCAGGGGUGGGAGACGCCGGAGGCCACACAUCCUACCCCUUUAGUGACUGUACCUCACCUCCAUGUGACCCUCCUCUUCACCUCCCUUGUAUUCCCAUAGCCAUACAUUUGUGCCCCAGAAAUCCCUCCCAUUGUGCUGUGAAACCUUCCCCCUUCCUCUAGGACACUCCUCCUCCUGGGCCUGAGACUGGCCACACUGCCAUUUGUCUGCUUGUCUGUAUGACAAUGCCAUAAUAACUCCCCUCAAGUUUUUACCCAAAUAGACAAUACAUCCCCAUGUCCCUCCUCACAACCUGGAAGCUCAGACCAUUCACGGCCAACUGGCUUCUUUCAUGUGUUGAUGUUGAUAUUACUUUCCUCAGUCUCUGUUCUCCCUCCCUGCUGGCUGAUGCCUCAGCCUGGGUUCACUUCAGAUGACCCUUGCUGUGGCCAUGGAAUUUCCCUUUGUUCUGCCGUUCCCAGGACAACCACCAUGUUCCACACGGGACUGUGAAUACAUGGGAAAGACUCCAGAAGAUGCUUCGUGUCUUGCUGAUAUGCCUCCUGCCAGUGACCAGUGGGAAGAGCUGCCUCCGAUGCUGGCCAGAGCUGCCCACCCUGCUGGACUACGACCUGCAGGUGCUCUGGGGCAGCCCAGGGCCACCCACAGAGCUCUCACAAAGCCUACACUCCUUUUUCCUGGAGGAUAACACCUUACUCAUGCCCUGGUAUCUUGCUCAAGACCAUUUGGAAGAGGAAACAGCUACUUUCUUCACCCAUGUAGACCAAGCCAUUAAGAAGCUGAGGGAUGAUAAGUCAGCACUUCUGGAAGAGAUCAAUGUUCAGAAGGGUCUUCUGUCUGAGAAGCUGAAAGAGAGGUCCCAGGAGCUAAAGCAGAGGGCCUGCAAUGACUCCUGUGACCUCCUGUCCCCAGUGGAAGUCGCUGUAUGCGCUGACUGCCAGACGCACUUCCUGUCCUGCAAUGACCCCACCUUCUGUGUAGGUCAUGUCACUCGGUCCUACAAGUGGCUUGUGAUCCUCAUCAGCAUCCUGAUGCUCCUGGCUGUGGCUGGCAUUGGUGGUUACUUUUUCUGGCUCCAAAAGAAGAAGGCUGUUGAGGUACUAGGAAACACUCCCCUGUCUGGGGUGAGUAAGGCCUUGAGGCUCAGCUCUUGCCUGCUGGGUCUGGUGUGUGCAGAUAUUGGAAGCUGGGGCCCAGGACCCAGAUAAGCAAAGUUCCUCAAGUCUCUUGUUCUCACCAGAGUGCCCCUGAAGAGCCACCUCCCCCCUCUGCCCUGAACACUGACCUGAACAAGCCAGCAGGGUAAUAGCUUUGUCCUGGCCCCCGGGGUGGCUUUGGUCGGCGGGCGGGCGGGACUCGCAGUAGCAAGUCAGAGGGCCUGGGACUGCGUAGCAAAGUCCCAUUUCUUUCCUCUUUGCAGGGAAGAGGCAGACAGUUACCUCCCUCAGGAAGUGAGCAGCACUCAGAACAGCAAUCAGAACACAUGGUAUCUGACAGCUAAUUCAUCUCUGGCCCUGGUGACUAUCCCUCACACAACGCACUCCUCCAUGGGGCCAGGAGAGU
Molecule: messenger RNA, 2639 nt
Organism: Peromyscus californicus insignis
Lineage: Eukaryota; Metazoa; Chordata; Mammalia; Rodentia; Cricetidae
Gene: Tex51
Product: testis expressed 51
Exons: 7
Coding region: 1592-2284 (230 amino acids)
Source: RefSeq, a predicted model, not a curated record